This is a messenger RNA of Patiria miniata (bat star), 2949 nucleotides long. RefSeq names its product GATOR complex protein MIOS-like. The coding region runs from base 258 to 2936 and encodes 892 amino acids. The transcript is spliced from 23 exons. Gene Ontology annotation, molecular function: protein binding. Lineage: Eukaryota; Metazoa; Echinodermata; Asteroidea; Valvatida; Asterinidae. Gene Ontology annotation, cellular component: cytoplasm. The record is from RefSeq and is a predicted model, not a curated record. Gene Ontology annotation, biological process: positive regulation of TORC1 signaling; cellular response to amino acid starvation.
AAAGAAAUGACGUCACAUAAUUUAUGAACUAGACGGGUGCCUCAUACUCGCAGGCUCCUUUGCACGUAAAGGACGUGAAGGAGUCAAGGUACAGAGCGUGAUUCUGUCCGCGGAUGUUGUGCACAGUCGACAGACACAGCAAAUUUGCUGCUUAUUUCUUGGGAAAGACUCAUUUUUUGUCAAUUAUAUUCUGAGGAUAGCUUCACACGUAAGUAAUCAACAACAAUCUGAUUGGAUCCUUCUGAGUACAUUCCACCAUGAGCUCUUCAGCUGUAAAGUGGGAGCUGGAAUGGUCGCCAUCAGAUCCAGGCGUCUUUGUUGCAUUUAGCUCAGAUCGUUACGAUUUGAACCUGUACACAGUAGAAUCUCAAGUACCAUCAUCAGGAACGCAAUGGCAACAGAUCAGCCAGGACAGCAGUUUAUAUGCCAGGCUACAAGCCUCCAAGGCAGACCUACAUGUCAACUCCAAGGGAGACCUACAACUAAUAAGGUGUUUUGCCUGGUACCCUAAGCAUUCCUCAGACGAUGUCAUCGCUAUUGGCCUAUCCAGUGGUAAAGUCAUCCUUUCUGGCUUUGGUGUGGAUUCCAGCGUGACGCAGGCUGGGUUAGUGGGAAAGGAGUUUCCUCUCAAACACACAAAGAUGUGCACCAGUCUGGCUUGGAAUACAGUGGAGUCCAAAUGGUUAGCUGCUGGUUUUGACAGAUACCGAACGGAUUACUGCAUUGCAGUCUAUGAUGUCAAUAGCCAAACAAAUACAUCAGAAUUGAAUGCGACUCCGGAGAAGUCACGUCAUGUAAGUUCCCAUAAUGCUCCACAAUCAGGAUUUCGUCCUGUUGCUGAAAUGGUUCAAGCAGAGGUACUGAACUCCAUGGCAUGGCUUCCUCAUCAACAACAUGGCAUUGUUGCUGGAGUUGCUAACAAGAACCUUCGCAUCUUUGAUAUAAGAGAUACGGCAGGAUAUAAGAUUGCUACAGCUACCAAGUCAGUGUUUGGUGUGACUCCAGACCCUCAGGUGGAUUACCGACUGGCAUCUUAUCAUGAAGGACAAGUCAAUAUAUGGGACCAAAGACACUUCGAUAAACCAGUAUUAACCAUCAAUGAAUCCCGUCCCAUUGUCAAGCUAGCCUGGAGUCCAUCCCGCUAUGGUCUCCUAGCCUCAUUGUCAAGGGAUAAUUCCAUCGUCAAGCUUUACAAUGUGCAGCAUGUCUGCAGUGAAGUUGAGUAUACUGAACGUCUCCUUCAACCUGGUGGUGCCAGGGAAGUGUUUACUUUCGCUUGGCAUCCGACGUGUGAGAAUCGCAUUCUAACCAUCACACAUUCUGGAGAAUUACGAGAUGUUACAAUCCAUGAUCCUAUAUCCCUGACAUUAUCACCUCAGUCUACCUGCAUGUUAGCAUCUGGCAGGAACUUGCUACUAGUCACCCCAGCUGACAAUCAUCAAGUGCAGGAUAUAUCAGCUCAGAUGAAACAACGAGCCAUUGAUGGCUAUGGCUUACAGAGUUCGAUAGGUCGAAACGGUGAUCUGCUUGGAGACUCUGUUGAAGAAGUUCAACUCAAGAAAUUGUGGAUGUGGCUUGAUCGAUUAAUGUAUCUACAAAAAGAAGGCCGCUUGAAGACACAGAAGGGAGCGGCCAGGUACUACGGAGCCAAGAUGCUCCUUAAGAGUGAGUCUGGAUUGAAGAGCACUGUAGAUGCUGUGGAUUGGAAAGGGGUAGACUGGUACUCGGAGUCUAAUGUCUUCAGAAGUCCAGAAAGGUCCGCUGCCCUUCAGUUGUGUGGCUGGGAGUUUGAUCAAGAUGACGUUACAUUCAACGCGUUCAUUAACAGGUUAAUGGAGGAUAAUGAGUAUGAGAGAGCAGCAGCUAUCUGUGUGUUUCAGCUGAGAAUCAAACAGGCUAUUGAUGAGCUCAACAAAGUAACUACAGAUGCGUCACAAAAUAGUUAUUCCAGUCUGAGUGGCAUAGCAAUGGCGUUAGCUGGCUUCACCCAGCAACGCAACACUCUAUGGUGUAAGAUGUGUAGUACCCUCAGACAGAAGCUAACGCAUCCAUACCUACGGGCGAUGUUUGGCUUCCUGACCGCUUCUGAUGACACAUUUGAUGUGGUUUUGAAAGAGACGGGUUUGAACAUAGAGGACCGUGUUGCGUUUGCCUGCUUGUUUCUGAAUGAUCAGCAGCUACCAAUCUUCAUAGAUGAACUGACGAGUGACGCGAUACAGAAUGGCAAGCUGGAAGGCAUGCUGCUAGUCGGCUUGACCAAGGAUUGUGUAGAGCUGUUACAGUCCUAUGUUGACAGGACUGCAGACAUCCAGACAGCUAGUUGGGUUGCUGUCCAUGCUCUCCCUUCCGAGCUGCGUAAAGAUCAGCGAGUCACUCACUGGAUAGAGAGCUAUCGAAGCUUGCUGGAUACAUGGAGGCUGUGGCAUCAAAGAGCACGUUUUGAUGUGUACUACCACCAAGGCAAUGUGAAGGUGCCUUCCCCACAGCAAGUCUUUGUCAAUUGUCACUUCUGUCAGAGUGCUAUAUCUCCUACGGUCCUAGCUCAGAGGUCCUUGCAAACAAUACUGCCUCAUUUACGGGGCCCUAUGCACCAGCGAGUCAAGGCAACGACAUGCUACAAGUGUAGAAAGCCGCUGCCCCGUUGCGCUCUGUGCUUAAUGAAUAUGGGUACAUUGGCUGGCUUGAAGUCCAUUCAGCCGCAAGACAAGCAUUCCACAAAGACAGAUCAGAAAGCAGAUGCUGUUACUCAGAGUAAACAGACGGAGUUCAGCCAGUGGUUUACAUGGUGUCAAUCCUGUCGACAUGGAGGCCAUGCUUGUCAUCUAAUGGAAUGGUUCAAGGAGCACACAGAGUGUCCAGUGACAGGCUGUGUAUGCCGAUGCAUGUUGAUGGAUUCAGUGGGUACAGUCUUCUCAGCUGCUGACAGUAAUACAUGAAGCAAGACUAGCA